GCCAACUAUCGCCGCCAAUGACCUUCUGGUAAAACCUGCCAUUGUCGUGCAAUUGCGUGGAAUUUUGCGAACGGAGCUGGUGAAAGCCUAUCUUGAUCUUCUUCGCACACACGUCAGCGGGAAACAAGCACCCGCGCGCUUUUACAUCAUGUCACAAACCGUCGGUUUAACCCGACUGGCAUAUUCCAGAGCAUGGCAUCAAGUAUCUGCCUCGACACCUCAUUCUACUUUAUCCACACAAGCAGGCACGACACCCCCGUCACUGGGUCGUUUGGCAUCUCGAAUCGCUUGCCUGCUAAUGGGCAAGCACAAGCCUAUUUUUGACCCGUCUACCGACUGCGGCGAUUACGUUGUCGUUACCAACUGCGCAGCCCUACACACUACAGGAAAGAAGAUGUGGCGAAAGCCGUACUACCGUCACAACACCCGCCCUGGUAGCCUGCAAACUGUUACCAUGGACGUCCUCAUGGAGAAGCACGGUGGUAGUGAAGUGUUGCGCAAAGCUGUCAGUGGUAUGCUGCCCAAGAACAGACUGCGCGACAAGCGAUUGGCCAGAUUGAAAGCGUUCGAGGGUGAUGCUCACCCAUACAAGGACAAUAUUAUCCGCUUUGGUGGUGUCGAAGUCGGCAAGGAAGGUUGGGAUAAGAUGGUAGAGCAACUGCGCGAAAACGAUAAGAAGAGGCUGUAAAAUUACGGUCGUGUACUUGGAUUUUGCGCGUACGAUAUGAAGAGUUGGGUUUCACCUGGGACGAGGGAAUUGUAAAUGGCGAUCCCUUUUGUAUAAUUUGUAACAAUAGCGAUUCUUUGUUGUUGGAAAUGGUAGCAUAGCAUCCGUCGAAUUUUCAUUCAAUACAACAUCACAGCAUACCUGAUGCCUCGCCAACUUUUCUCUUAUGGACUAUUCUAUGGACUAUUCAUCACUCUCAGAAACAGGACACAUAAAUCUGGCAGUGAAAGAACAAAUUAAAAGGCGAUGAGGAACGCCGCUACUCUAUAUAUCUACAAUGCGUUGCUCAAAAGGAGCCGCGGCGAACAGUACAGCUGUAUUUCAGCAACAAUCACGACGGCAUAUUACAGACGCGACGUGCGCCCUGAGGAUCGCGACACGGUACAGGUGAUCAGACCGUUGGGGUUUGUCUGAGGGACAUAUAUCGUAGCAUCUUUGCCCAGAUUCUUGAGACCCUUGUGCCACUUGAGAUCUACCAACUUUGUUAGCAUGGGACUAAACUUCGAUGUCAGGUGCGAGUUGCAAGACUUACCAAGCUCGAAGUAGUGUUUGUUGGGCAGGGAAUAGAGAACAUGCUCUACAUCCGGUACGGCUGCCAGGAUAUCUUCGGACAUGUUGUACAUGGUAGCCUGGACACUAGCGCUAUUCUCUUGCGCGAAGCGGCGCAGAGUGAUAUCACGAGCCACCUGCCAGGCGUUGCCAAACUUAGAGACGGAGCUCUUGACAGCAUCAAGAGUUGCAAACGUCUUCCAUUCCCAUAUAGCAUCUACCUCGGUCGACAAUAUGCGAUCCCAGGUCUCUGGAAGUGUGGUGUACUCGUCGCGGACAAAACUGUGGAAGGCAGACCCGGUGCUCUUGAGGACCGUGAGGCCCUUGAUGCCGCUCUGAAUAGUGAUGCCAUCCUUGCGGGAGAUGCGAGCCUUGGUGACGCGCGUCUCAUUCCCAUCUUUGACAAAGCUAUGGGGAUGUUCCUUGCCAUCUAGAGCGAUUCGGUUCCAACGAUGGGUGGUUACGUCAAUGUUGGCAACGUGAAUGUGCGGAUAGGUCUGGAUGAAGUGGUCGCCGAGGAUGGCUGCAAACUGCUCAGGCGGAUCGACAGGGUGCUGUUUGGCGAAGAUGAAAAUGGUGUUCUUCAUGGAAUCCGUAGCGACAACCACGUUGUUGUUGGCGCGGGUGUAGGAUGUCUCGAUGUCGCCCUCGAGCAAGCAGCACACUGUCAUCUCGGUGACGGUGUGAAUGCCCGUCUUGGCGUCGCGAUCGGUUUUGAAGACGCGGACAUUAUCCUUGCCAUAGCGGGCCGAUGUUAGAGAUGGCAUUUUGUUAUGAGAAAUAAAAAGAAAAGAGUAGUAAGAGGUAGCUGAGUAGCGUGGGUGGGCUCGUUUGUUAUCGUAGUCGGUGUCUGUGGCAGAGGGUAUUGCCAGUUCUACUGCGAAUUGGAUGUGUAGAGAUAUACAAGAUACAAUGUAUAUGUGUCAAUGACAGGAUAGUCGAAAAGAGUGCGCUGGUGAUUGUGGGAAAUGAUACCAGUGUGAAUCAGCGUGGUUAUAAAUGACGAAAGCAGUGACAAGAACUCUCGGACCCGAUCGUCUUUUAGCUUGUCACUGCACCGGAGCCCG
[Torrubiella] hemipterigena is the source of this 2343-nucleotide messenger RNA. The record is from the annotation of a GenBank genome assembly. Lineage: Eukaryota; Fungi; Ascomycota; Sordariomycetes; Hypocreales; Clavicipitaceae.